GGUAAAAACAGGCAUUAUAGUUGACUAAUGUCAUCAUCAUCUUAGUUGAUGCCUCGCGUGCCAACAUGAGGGACAAAGAGGAAGCAUACCAUUAGAAGGCGGAUCUAGGAAUGUGAUCAACCAAAUUCUCGCAGCUCGGGUCCAGCGGACUUACCGGGUAGCUCAGACCUAGGAGCAUGGCGGAAGGGGCCUUCGUGGAGGGCGACCAGGCGCCCAGGGACAAGGACCCCGAGGAGGACCUGCAGGAGCGAGUUCCGUCGCGGCUCGUCGAAGAACACGGCGACGAUGCGCUUCGGCAGCCGCCGCACGCGGAGGUCGAGUCCGCCACGCUGUGCCUGCAGCCUUUCCAGGAGGCGGCGCUCGACGAGGGCCACAUGGUCAGGGAGCUGCUGAAGAAGGGCCGCCUCAAGAACCCAACGCUGACCGAGAAGGGGGCGCCACUGCUGCUGGAGGACAGGCGCCUGUCCGUGCUCCUGGAAGCAACGCAAAACGUCGCGCUGCGCUACCAGCUGCGCGGCAAGGUCCAGCAGCAGCCGCUGUCCCCGGAGCUGAAGUCGCAGGAUGUACCUGGAACACCUGUCGCGGUCAUCGCCGACUCUCACGACACGGGCCACCUCGAGGAGAAGGUGCACGGCGUUCCGGGGUCUACCGCGCGGCAGGCCGACUCCUCUUGCUCUGGCCUGCCGACCGACAGUGCCGUCACCGACGAGAAUGUCCGGAAGUCCCCUCCACAAGCGGCUGCUACGAAGAGCGCGCUGACCUAUUCGCCGUCGCAGAUGGACGCCAGACGUGUAAAGUCGCAGCUAGCCCAGUUGACCCUGGAGAAGCCGAGCCAGUUGCGCGCCGGCGACGAAGUCUGUAGCAAGCUCUCGAAGAUUACGCAGCUCGUCACCGGCGGCUGCUGCGCCGAGCCGGCCACCGUUCCGCGACUUCAUGAACGCGACCCGCUGUCGUCGGCGUCGCGACUCGAGCAAGAAGCCCCCGUCGACCCGUCAAGCGAGGGGCCAUCCGACGACCGCAUCCGGGACAUGCCCGUGCUCGAGGUCCUGGACAAGUGCGACCUGGUGGAGCUGUCCACGGGCACUAAAAGGGCGCGCCGUCGAACGCGGCGCUACUGCGGGACCGACGCGGAAGUCGCCGCCGACGCCGGCUCGUGCAGCAGCGACAGCGAGCGCAGCCUGGUCAAGCUGGACUUUUCUACAUUGCCGACAGAGGCGAGCGAGAUGGUGGCCGACCGGCGAUGUGGCGCGGAGGUCUGCGACGAGCCAACCCGCGCCGAGAAGUCGUCGACGUCGACGUCGUCGUGGUACUCGUUCGACGCACCGUCUGCGGCCUCUCGCCAGUCGUCUGCCGUUCGAGCUGCGGCGUCGGCCAGCGAGUCCGCCGGCAGCUGGGCGGCUCGUCGGCAAGGAUCUCCGGCGUCCCCGGAUGUGCCCAGAGAGCGCUUGAAAGCGUCGUCCCUGAUUCGCUUCUUUGAGGGCAUAAAUUAAAGCCGCACUACCUUUC
Molecule: messenger RNA, 1506 nt
Organism: Dermacentor albipictus
Lineage: Eukaryota; Metazoa; Arthropoda; Arachnida; Ixodida; Ixodidae
Source: RefSeq, a predicted model, not a curated record